Molecule: messenger RNA, 5248 nt
Organism: Schistocerca cancellata (South American locust)
Lineage: Eukaryota; Metazoa; Arthropoda; Insecta; Orthoptera; Acrididae
Gene: Usp20-33
Product: ubiquitin carboxyl-terminal hydrolase 20
Exons: 18
Coding region: 284-3289 (1001 amino acids)
Biological process (GO): protein deubiquitination
Molecular function (GO): zinc ion binding; cysteine-type deubiquitinase activity
Source: RefSeq, a predicted model, not a curated record
UUGUGAUGAUACAGUAUUGAAAUUAAUUGUUGUGUGUAGUGAAUGUGUCAAACGUUAUUCGUCGAUGGGCAUUGAUUUGUGGUCUCACAUAGUUUGUGGUAAAAUCGUGCGUGCUUCGUAACAGUAAUGAGAUGAUGACAGCGAAGAGGAAAAACUAUUGACUGAUCUAAAUGUGAGAUGUGUAUUGCAGUGAUGUGGUAUAUUGCUGCUGUAGCACCAACCGAAUACCGUCUUUAAUCGUUUAAAAAUUGUGUCUAGGCGAGUUACGAAAAACUGAAGUGCAAUGUCUGGACGACCACUGAAGUGCCCUCACUUGGCCAGCGUCGAUGUUACUCACGCAGAUAUUGAGAAAGCGAAGGAGAUCAGCAAAUGUUCACUUUGUGAGUCUCGUGGACCAAACCUGUGGCUUUGUGUCCACCGAGGCUGCUUACAGAUUGGCUGCGGAGAAGUACAUAAUGAUCACAGUACUGCGCAUAACAAAAGCAAUCGUAGCCACUGUGUACACCUUAAUUUAUCAACGUUGCGUGUAUGGUGCUACCUGUGUGAAACAGAAGUGUUACUUGAACUGCCAGAUACAGGGUCAGCACUGAAUUGCAAAGUUCCUCAGGUGUACAAUGCACCAUCAGUUCCUUCACCUGCUGGAUCGAUAACAGGAGGUCACUUUGGCGGAGGAGAGUCGGCUGAGAGCAGUGAUAGUGAUAUCAGCAACCAGGAGGAUGAAGGCAAACCCAGGGGACUCACAGGCCUGCAGAAUAUCGGCAACACAUGUUACAUGAAUGCUGCAUUGCAAGCUCUGUCGAACACACCACCGCUGACACAGUUCUUCUUGGACUGUGGGGCCUUUGUGACAAGUCGCACAGGCACGACAGGUUCUGGUGAUAAGAAGCCUGGUCUUUCACGAUCGUACCACAGGUUAAUCCAGGAGAUGUGGCAUUCUCGCCGUCCAGGAUAUGUUGUACCUUCUGCCAUUCUGUAUGGGAUCAGAAACGUACACCCAAUGUUUCGUGGCUAUCAGCAACAUGAUACCCAGGAAUUCUUGCGAUGUUUCAUGGACCAGCUGCAUGAAGAAUUGAAGGAGCCAGUAGUGGAUAUUUAUCCUGAGAAACCAGUUCCCCCACAUGAUGACAAUCAGCACAUUAGGCGAAAUUCCUUUGAAGACAUUUCUGAUGAGGAUGAUGAACAUACUGGCGGUAGAGGAAGUGGAGGCGGUGGAAACUCUAGCCAAUCUGAAGCUGAAUAUGAAACAUGUGAUUCAGGUGUGAGUGAGAGGUCUUCAUUAAGUGACGAAGGGGAAAGAUCAUCAAGCAAAAACAGUAUUCACAGAUCCAGAUCUCCAUCUCCUUCUGAACGUGGGUCUCGUCUGUGCAAACCUACUUCAGCAGCUUGCAAUCGUGGACCUUCCUGUUUGCCGUCUUCUGCUCCCGGGCCUGGAGCGUCACGCAAGAAACACCCCGUUAAGCACCGGAGUAUCAUUUCUGAUGUAUUUGAUGGAAAGCUGCUGAGUUCUGUGCAGUGCCUUACAUGCGAUAGGAUAUCAACACGUGUUGAGACUUUCCAAGACCUAUCAUUGCCGAUUCCAAGCAGAGACCACAUUCACAUGUUACAUCAAGGCUCCUUAACUCCACAGAAAGGAGGACUCUCAGCUUGUUCUGAUGUCUACACAGGAGACCAGGGUUGGGUAUCCUGGAUCUGGGAAUGGGUACGAAGCUGGUUUUGGGGUCCCACAAUCAGUUUGCAUGACUGUCUUGCUGCAUUCUUCAGUGCAGAUGAACUUAAAGGAGAUAAUAUGUACAGCUGUGAAAAGUGCAAUUUACUUCGAAAUGGUGUCAAAUACUCCAAAGUUCUGGAGUUGCCAGAAGUUCUCUGCAUCCAUCUGAAGCGAUUUCGGCACGAGUUAAUGUACAGCUCCAAAAUUGGAAGUUAUGUAUCUUUCCCUCUGGAAGGACUUGACAUGAGACCCUACCUACAUAAAGAUUGUGUCUCACAAGUCACUAGUUACGACUUGAUGUCCGUGAUUUGCCACCAUGGAACAGCUGGUGGUGGUCACUACACCUGUUACUCCCUGAACUGUAUCAGUGAGCAGUGGUUUGAAUUUGAUGACCAGUAUGUUACACAAGUGUCUCCUGAAACAGUCCAGAACUGUGAGGCAUAUGUUCUCUUCUACAAGAAAUCAUGUGAUGAGAUUGGAAAGAAACGCCAGCGAGCUGUUGAACUCAUUGAACUCUCAUCCAAUGAACCAUCUCUAGAUUUCUAUGUCUCCAAGCAAUGGGUCAACAAAUUUAACACAUUUUCAGAGCCAGGCCCUAUUGACAACUCUGACUUUCUUUGUGCUCAUGGCAGAGUGCAGCCUUCCAAAGCUGCGGAUAUGCACCAGCUGUGUACCAUAUUAUCACAGCCAGUAUGGGAGUACCUGUAUGAGACGUUUGGUGGUGGUCCUGCAUGCAACUUCCUCCGUGCUUGUGCCACAUGCCAAGAAGAACAAGAAGUUUUACAGAGGCGUAUAAAACAAGAGCUCCAGGAAUUCAUGCAGCUCAUCAAAGAUUUUCAGGCUGACGAAGGACCAAGUGUGAUAUAUGCCAUAUCUAUGAGCUGGUUUCGGCAAUGGCAAAAUUUUGUUCGUGGCAAAGAACCUGAGCCUCCUGGUCCCAUUGAUAACAGUUCAAUUGUCACGACCAAGAAUGGACAGCCUGUUGUCAAGAUGGUUUCAGAUUAUGCUCAACUAUCAGAAGAACUGUGGUAUUUCUUUAAACGUAUUUAUGGAGGAGGACCUGAAGUUGUGUUUCGGUCACCAUAUGCAGGAGGUCCAGCAGUGAGUUGCACUACUGCUUCAGGCAUUGGCCGACCUUGUUAUCCAGGUACAGUGUCGGCAACACCUGAUGGGAGUUUGGCAGCUGCCAUUAAGGCCCGCAGCACAGACAACAUAGAUACUGGGCUAUAUUCAUCUGCAAAUACAGCUGUUAUGGGCCGACAGACCAGAGCUCAAAGUGCCAGUUCUGACAACACAGCACUACGUUCAGCAGCCAGGAAUGCUUCAGUGCACAGAAAGCAGCAACAACAACAACAGUCAUUAGAUACAACUGUGGAUAUGGGUACAUAUUAUCAGAACUUCUUGUGCAAGCACAAUGAUUUUUCAUCUGGAUCAUUUGGUGUUACCAUUACUGCUGAUGACCCGAUGCAUCCUGCACCGGUGACCUCAGAAAAAGACUCUGGAAUAAUCCUUGGUAAGGAACUAGGAGCCAGCGACACAUUGUAUUCCCCUGUCACUGAAACUAUUGUGCAGAACACUUGAACAGAAUUGUAACUUGUAUGCGCUUUCAGUUCACUAGUCAUGUUGUACAUUGUAGUUCUGUGAAGUAUGUAUAAAUAGGGCUUACUUGUGUUACAGUUAAAAUAUGACAUACCGACAAAGACUUUUUCACCAAUUUAUUAGAUGUAAUUAUAGACUUUUGUUGAUAAAUGCCAUUGCAAAUAAAUAUAUGCAUUUAUGAUAUGUCUUGUUCCUCAUAUAUAUAUACGUCUGGCAAAAUUUUCACUUUCCUGUGCAAAAUUAAUCAAUAUUUUGCUCCAUUGGAAAGGAAGAACUGCAGAUGGGAAUGUAGCAAUGAGGGUAAUGAAUUUGUACAAGUAUUGUGAAGGAAAUUGUGUUCAUUUCUCAGUUUAUGUAAAAUGCUUACUGCUCUAUUGUUGGGGCUAAAUUAUAUGCUAUGUGUAGAUUUAUUUUCUCUUUUCUUCCUGUGCUAGUAAAUUGUUCAUGAAAAUUUUGACUGUUUUAGUCUCAGUGGAAACAUUCAUUAUUGCUCAUAUUUGCUUCAUUUGCGAUGGAUGUAGCACUUUUUCAUGUGGUUUAAAUGAUUUCAGAAUUACUGUGCUAUGAAACAUACCAAUGGUAUUAUUAGAUCUGUACUUAUUCAGUAUGUAUGUCUUUCACUCAGAGCUGAGAGAAAAGUACAGGUGUAAUAUCAAUCUUUUUCUAUUGGUGCAAUUAUCAGCUUUUCCUAUGUUAUCUGGAACAUUGUUAAUAGCAAUAAUGGUAGUUUGAUGACUGUUUAUUGAAUGAAAAGAAAUGGCAAACUUUUUCUUAAUAUAGGGCCAGUAUUUUAUGAGAAAUAGACAAUGUCUGUACAUGCAGAAGCUAAUGGAAAAUGUGUAGUAUUCCACAAAAAUUAGAAAUAACAAUUAGUUAUAUCUUUUAUAUGAUGAUGAUGAUGUGUGUGUGUGUGUGUGUGUGUGUGUGUGUGUGUGUGUGUGUGUGUGUGUGUGUAUGUGUGUUAUAUAUAUUGAAUUUAUCUACCAAAGACCUAAUGUAUUUUACCACACACAAAUAUCAGUUUCUGAAGAUUAUAGUGCAUCUGUGUUUGUAAUUAUUAAUAAUAUUAUUAUUUAUAGUCUAAAGCAUUCUAUGGUUGGUAUGAAAAGUGCUUAUUAGUUCAUAUGUAUGUGUGCUGUAUAUUUGUUUUCAGUAUUACAGACUGUUAGGUCUUUCAAGCUGUAUUUAAGUAUAGCAAGGAUUCACUCACAGCCCCAGUGUAUAAACUCAAUAUUAUUUAUGCCUGAGAGUAACUGUAUUUUAUGUUGUGUAAAUGUUGGUCUUUCUCAUUUAGUUGUUAUACUGUUUCAUUCCUUUAAUACAACUUGUGUCUUUUGUUAAUGUUGACUUUGUGGUUGUAAAUUUACCUGUGAAUGGGAAUUGUUAAACAUUUUUUGUAGAGAUCAAGUAUUUCGUAAGUAUGCCAUUCCAUUAUUGAGCAUUAGCACAUUGUUACAAAGGGGGAAGGGGGGGGGGGUGCCCUCCACCCCCACUUUCUUCAUAUGCUCCACCAGUGUUACAGUUUUCACUGUUGCUAUUGUCUGGCUGAUAAUACUAUUACUAUUAUUAUUUUUUAUAGCAGAUCGCAUUUACUCCCCAUCAUGUUAUUGCAACUGCUAAACAUUUGUAUUUGACUGUUUUAAUGUAUCAGUUAUAUUUUAUUUCUCUGGUUGAAAAGAAAAAUGAGGUUCUGUAAAUGAACAAGAGAAUAGAUUUCAUGGAUGUACUGUAACUAGCCUAUAAUCUUGAAGCUGUGGUAAAGAAAUAAUAGUUUAAACAACACUAAUGGCAUGCAGACCACUUUUCAUCAUUUAUUGUGCUUGACACUGAUUUAUAACAUUGUUUUUGCAUUAUAAUUUAUUUCAAUUGGUUGUGUCAGUUUUUUGUCAAUGAUUAAAAAAACUUAACUAAAAAUGUAGUCCACAUGAGAUUAACUGUACC